Trichoderma asperellum CBS 433.97 is the source of this 798-nucleotide messenger RNA. RefSeq lists its product as uncharacterized. NCBI's taxonomy places the organism in Eukaryota, Fungi, Ascomycota, Sordariomycetes, Hypocreales, Hypocreaceae. The record is from RefSeq and is a predicted model, not a curated record.
AUGAGCAGUAUAUCGGCAGAACCGUCUCAGGUCUCCGAGACUGGGACCUAUCUCGAUCACAUUUCGAGCCCGGAUGUCGACUUUGACCAUAUCAAAUCAACCAUGACGUGCACGAAGUUUCACGAUUCGAUCUGGGGUUUCGUGAUAUAUCGGUGCUCUCAAGGUAACCAGGCAGCUUGGGAUCGCCUGCUGCAGGCCUUGCGCAGCGAGGUCCAAGACAGUCUCAGAUACUACAUCCGCCCAGAUUUGUUGGAAUUCCAUGAUCUUCACGUCAUCGACGACAAGUCACUCUACGGGGCCACGUCCCACCAAGUCCGAGAUCAUUUCCAAGCCUGGGUCCCAAAGAACCUUGAGGACCGUGUCCGGCCGGGUGCCACUAACUUGGACGACGACGUGGACUGGCAUUACGCGACAUCUACGCCCAGAUACAAAUAUUGUCUCUUUGCGGAUGAUCUCUGUCUCGAGUCCGUGGACCACCCCGGUAGUCACAGGCCAGCCGUAAAGCUUCUGUGCAAGGACUGGGAGUCCCCAUAUCUCCCAGAGGAGAGGAACUACUCAGUUCCGGCCCCAUUCCAUGAUGGUGCCACCGAGUACGACGAGGAAGAUGUGGGCUGGAUGUACAUGCCGCUGGCCUACUACAUAGACAAGUAUGACUUGCUUGGAAAACAUGACUGGGAUGACCAGUAUGUGAGACCUCCAUACAUUGAUGGGUUUGAGAACGAGGAGAGAUUUAUAGGGCAUUGGAGACAGAAAUCGUUAAGCGAGGAGGUCAAAGCCACUAGUGAACCUUCUCUCUAG